UUUUGCCGGGGGAGUGGUCAUUUUCGCAUGAAAGGGAGGGUUACCUGGAAAUGGAUUUGAAAGCCGCUCGUAUCCUAUGAAACAACUUUCAGCUUUGAAAGAAAUAGAAUUCCUACAACUUUCAAGAAAAGAGGGGAAAAAACAGAAGUUCAAUUUCCAAUUAAAUUUUAACUCGAUAUAAAUUUGAAGUUUAUUUUUGAACAAAUAUAAUUUUGAAGAUCUUCCUGUUUAGGUGCUUAGAUCCUCUGAUCUUUACUGUUUAUGUUACCAGCUUCCUUUUCCUCAGAUCCUUUGGAUUUAUUUUACUAAUUUCUCGCAUUGAUCUUCUUCUCGGCUUCAUGGAGAUCUGAUUUAUCGCACGUUUUACGAGUGUGAUGGAUUCAGAAAAUAUUUUGUCUUCGGUUGGGCUUAAAGUUGCCCAUCAGAAAGGUGUUUAUCCACAACUUCGGGUGUGUGGGGAUGAUAGUAGUUCAGAUAAUGCGAAUGGGAGUGUUGAGGAAACCAUCGAAACUUAUUUGCAGAAUGGAAUGAAUGACAAUGUAGGAACUGGGGAAGCUGGAGAAGACUCCGAUGAUUUCGUUGAAAGUAAUGCAUUGAUUGAUUCUGAGGAAGGGGAAAUAGAGGAUAAUAUGAAGCGAUCCAAACCUCAGAAAGUUCAAGGCAAGACCAAGAAUGAGAAGCUGUCUAGUCCUGGAAGUGUUUCUUCGGCUUUAGUGAAGAAAAACAAAGAUGGAAAAAGUGCAGAUGUGCCAUUAAUAGCUUCAAGUGCUGGUUCUGUUGCUACAAUUUCAGGUCUGAAUCAGCCUCAUAAAAACAGACCAUUUAGUGAAAGACAAGCCAAUGCAUCUAAGCAAUCUGAAAAGUCUGAUGUAGCCUUGUCUGAAGGAACCACGGAGAAACCCAAUCUCAAGCCUGUGAAGAAAGGGCCUCUUACAAAAUCUGAAGGAGACUCAGAGUCCUCCCCCACUGCAACUGAUGCCAAACCUUGUAGGGUUAGUACUCUUCCAAAAUAUGGAUUCUGUUUCAAGUGUGAUGAACGGGCUGAAAAAAGGAAAGAGUUCUACUCUAAACUUGAGGAAAAGAUUCAUGCGAGGGAAAUAGAAAAGAGCAACUUGCAAGCUAAGUCCAAGGAAACUCAAGAAGCUGAGAUUAAGAUGUUUAGGAAGAGUUUGAACUUUAAAGCAACGCCAAUGCCAAGCUUCUAUCAGGAACCUUCACCUCCUAUGGUGGAAAUAAAGAAGCUACCAACAACAAGAGCUAAAUCUCCAAAGCUUGGUCGAAGAAAAAGCACAACUCCUUUGGACUCUGAUGGUAACAGCAAUAGUGGCCACCAAUUAGGCCGGCCAAGUUUGGAUGAGAAAGCACAUCCAGGUAGCUCUGCCAAAGUAAUUUCCCCUGUCCGUUUAAAGAAGCCACAACGGAAAUCUCUUCCCAAACUGCCUUCUCAGAAGACUAGUUUGUCCAGUACAACAAAUGAGGAAAAUGCAUCAAAGGCACUCGAUCAGGGAUCAACUGUAUCUAAAGCAACUACUGACGGAAAGAUAGCCUCAGUGUCAUCUAAAGUGACAGAAGAGAAGGCCACCUUAUCUAAUGUGACAAAUGGGGAAUUAUCUCCAUCCCAACAGCAGGAGACAGUUUCUAGAGCUGAUUCAGGUGAAAGUCAGGCUGACACAGAUCGAGGGCCAAUGGUUGGAGAGCAAGGUUAUGUGGACUUGGUACAAUAGCCGAUUACAUGAAGCACCAGGCAAGGCAAUGGUUUGAAGCGGAUGUUCAUAUACAAAGCUCUUGACCUCAUUUUGCGUAAAUAAAGAUGUCUAAAGACUGAAAUGAUCAAUGAAUCAAGCACGAAAAAUUCUACAUCAUGGGUUAACGUUGCCUUCUAUAUUCAGCAGCUUUGGUUGUUUCGUGUGUCACUUGCAAAGGUUGCUGGGCUUGUAGUUAGGAUUCCUGCUUUCCUGUUUGAACCACUGUAUGUCAAUCCUCCUUCACCAAGUUGUCCUCCUAAUUUUCGGAAAUUUUGGAGUCUGUUGCUAUUUGAGGAUCCAUGAUCGAUCGGGGUUUGUCCAAACCGAAUGGAAACUUUGUUUUGUGAAUUAUGUCCAUUUUAAACUUGUAAAUAUGCUUACAUUAUUUUGCAGACUGAGCAUCAGUCAACCUGCUGCAAUCAAUCUGACUUUCAUUUCAUGCCUGGGAGGCAGGGGGCACUAUUUAUAGUAUACUAUGAUUGAAAA
Messenger RNA from Gossypium raimondii (Peruvian cotton), 2231 nucleotides. Its product is annotated as protein WVD2-like 5. Bases 375 to 1724 code for a protein of 449 amino acids. NCBI's taxonomy places the organism in Eukaryota, Viridiplantae, Streptophyta, Magnoliopsida, Malvales, Malvaceae. Gene Ontology annotation, molecular function: microtubule binding. The record is from RefSeq and is a predicted model, not a curated record. The transcript is spliced from 9 exons.